Messenger RNA from Mus musculus (house mouse), 4146 nucleotides. It is a transcript of the gene Rptn, whose product is annotated as repetin. Gene Ontology annotation, molecular function: calcium ion binding; transition metal ion binding. Bases 66 to 3422 code for a protein of 1118 amino acids. The record is from RefSeq and is marked validated. NCBI's taxonomy places the organism in Eukaryota, Metazoa, Chordata, Mammalia, Rodentia, Muridae. The transcript has 3 exons.
AUCCUCCCUGGCUCCUGCCUCUUCUGCUCAUUCUUCCUCAAGCAGGUUCACGAGGGUUUGCCAAGAUGCCUCAACUUCUUAAUAGCAUUCUCAACGUAAGCAAGGUUUUCCAGGACUAUGCUGAAUAUCAUGGGGUAGGCGCUUCACUGAGCAAGAAGGAGUUGAAGCAGCUGCUGCUCACUGAGUUUGGAGACAUCCUUCGGAGACCAAAUGAUCCAGAAACUGUGGAAACCAUUCUGGAACACUUGGACCGAGACAGAAAUGGAUAUGUUGAUUUUCAUGAAUACCUCUUGCUGGUAUUCCAAUUGGUCCAAGCCUGCCAUCAUAAGCUAGAUAGUAAGUUCUAUGGAUCUAGAACCUCCUCCCAGAAAGAACAUGAUCAGGAAGGAACACGGAGCCAUAAAUUUUCAGAAAGCACAGGCAGACAACAUAGGCAGAGGUAUGAAGGAGAACGCCGGAACUCUCACCACAAUCAGUCUGAAGGACAACAUCAAAAUGUCCAACAUGAUCAGUCCCAGAGACAAGAUAAGGACUCUGAGAGACAUGAUACAGAUCCUCACUGUGGUCAGUCAGAGACAUUCCAUGGGGACUCCCACUAUGGCCAUUCUGAGAGACAAGACACAGAUUAUAGCUCAGAUCAGUCUGAGUCAGACAAUGAAUCUUCUAGUUCUAGUCAAAGACUGGGUUAUAAAUCUAGUCAUGAACAGCCCAAAGGUCAAGGAUAUGUCUUUGCCUUAAGUCAGUCUAAGAACCCUGAGCAGGCUUUUCAUUAUGGCCAGUCUAAAACAUCUGGACAACAAAGCAGUCAUGGUCAGUCUGGAAGAUUCCGAAAAGAUUCUUAUUCUAGUCAAACCAGUCAACAAGAAUCAGAUUCUUAUGAACAAUAUGGAAGUCAGCAUCAGAAAUCAGGCAACAGUCAGACAGAGAGACAAGGCCAGAAUUCUCAGUAUGGCCAGACAAAUAAAAAAGGACAUAGUUCAUACCAUGAGCAGACAGAGGGACAAGGUCAGAGUUUCCAUUAUGGCCAGAAAGGCAGAAAAGACCAGAGUUUUCAACAAGGUCAGAAAGGCAGAAAAGACCAGAGUCCUCACCUGGGUCAGAAAGGCAGGCAAGACCAGAGUCCUCACCGGGGUCAGAAAGGCAGACAAGACCAGAGUCCUCACCAGGGUCAGAAAGGCAGGCAAGACCAGAGUCCUCACCGGGGUCAGAAAGGCAGACAAGACCAGAGUCCCCACCAGGGUCAGAAAGGCAGACAAGACCAGAGUCCUCACCUGGGUCAGAAAGGCAGACAAGACCAGAGUCCUCACCAGGGUCAGAAAGGCAGACAAGACCAGAGUCCCCACCAGGGUCAGAAAGGCAGGCAAGACCAGAGUUCUCACCAGGGUCAGAAAGGCAGGCAAGACCAGAGUUCUCACCAGGGUCAGAAAGGCAGACAAGACCAGAGUUCUCACCAGGGUCAGAAAGGCAGACAAGACCAGAGUUCUCACCAGGGUCAAAGAGAGGGUCAAGACCAGAAUUCACAGUGGCAUCGGACAGACAGUCAAGGCCAGAGUUUUCAUUAUGGUCAGACAGGUGGACACAGCCUAAGUUCUCACCAGGGCCAGACAGACAGUCAAGGCCAGAAUUCAAACUGGCAUCGGACAGACAGUCAAGGCCAGAGUUUUCAUUAUGGUCAGACAGGUGGACAAGGCCUGAGUUCUCACCAGGGCCAGACCGACAGCCAAGGCCAGAAUUCAAACUGGCAUCGGACAGACAGUCAAGGACAGAGUUUUCAUUUUGAUCAGGCAGGCAGAGAAGUCCAGGGUUCUCACCAUGGUCAGACAGACAGACAAAGCCAGAAUUCAAACUGGCAUCGGACAGACAGUCAAGGACAGAGUUUUCAUUUUGAUCAGGCAGGCAAAGAAGUCCAGGGUUCUCACCAGGGUCAGACAGACAGUCAAGGCCAGAGUUCACAUUGGCAUCAGACAGACAGGCAAGGCCAGAGUUCUCAACAGGGUCACAAAGACAGACAAGGCCAGAACACUCACCAAGGUCAGAAAGGCAGGCAAGACCUGAGUCCUCACCAGGGUCAGAAAGGCAGGCAAGACCAGAGUCCUCACCUGGGUCAGAAAGGCAGGCAUGACCAGAGUCCUCACCAGGGUCAGAAAGGCAGGCAUGACCAGAGUCCUCACCAGGGUCAGAAAGGCAGACAAGACCUGAGUUCUCACCAGGGUCAGAAAGGCAGACAAGACCAGAGUCCUCACCUGGGUCAGAAAGGCAGGCAUGACCAGAGUCCUCACCGGGGUCAGAAAGGCAGGCAAGACCAGAGUCCUCACCAGGGUCAGAAAGGCAGACAAGACCAGAGUUCUCACCAGGGUCAAAGAGAGGGUCAAGAUCAGAAUUCACACUGGCAUCGGACAGACAGACAAGGACAGAGUUUUCAUUAUGGUCAGACAGGUGGACAAGGCCUGAGUUCUCACCAGGGCCAGACAGACAGUCAAGGCCAGAAUUCACAGUGGCAUCGGACAGACAGUCAAGGACAGAGUUUUCAUUUUGAUCAGGCAGGCAGAGAAGGCCAGAGUUCUCACCAUGGUCAGACAGACAGACAAAGCCAGAGUUCUCACUGUGGUCAGUCAGAGAUUGGAAAAACUGAAAAUCAAGGGCAAAACAGGCACUCUCUAGGGACUGAUAGAACAAGAAGAGACUCAUAUGUUGAACAAUCUGGAAGGUCAGUAAAACUAAGUCAGCAGAAUUCAAGAGAAGAAGUGCGUCAAACCCAGAGUCAGAGAUCCCAUGAUAGAAGGGAGCAGCAAAUCCAGCAGCAGACAUGGAAGCCUAAAGAGGACAACCAACACAAACUCUUAGCUCAGGUACAGCAAGAGCCAUACUCCUAUGAAGAAUAUGAUUGGCAAUCACAGAGCAGUGAGCAGGACCACUGCGGGGAGGAAGAAUAUCAAGACUGGGAUAGACACAGUGUUGAGGAUCAGGAAAAUCUGUAUGAGAUGCAGAACUGGCAAACUCAUGAAGAGGAACAAAGCCAUCAAACAAGUGAUAGGCAAACCCAUGUAGACGAGCAGAACCAGCAGAGACAACACAGGCAAACUCAUGAAGAAAAUCACGAUCAUCAACAUGGUAGACAUCAUGAAGAUGAGCACAAUCACAGGAGACAAGACCAUCAUCAACAAAGGGAGAGACAAACCCAUGAAGAAAAGGAGAAGUAUCAAGGAGGCCAAGACCAAUCCAGAAGCUUCCCCAACAGAGAAAAAUCCCACAUGAGUGAAGAUGACCAGUGUGAAGGGCCCCAGGGAAGACGUUUCCAUCCAACUCAUGGUGGUGGAAAGUCCCAAAGAAGAGAAAAAUCUGGAAACCACCCUACCAAACCAGCCAACUAUUCCAGCCCUUUGUACGACUAUGUCCAAGAACAGGCAGCCUAUCAGUACUAGGCUGUGUGAGCAUCAAGAUUAAAGCAGUUUGAAGCUAAAGAAGAAACCUACAUGCCAAUUCAUCUUUACUUGUGUUUAAAAGGUUGAAAUUAUAUGUCAUUUUUCUCUUUUUCGUCAGUCUACAAGAAUGCUUUGGAAGACUUGUACUCACUUUUUGAAAUUUCAAUUCCUUGAAUAGCAAUUGCAUGGUUAGUUGGUUGGGUGGAGUAAAUUAGGGGAACUAAUCAAUCUUCAUUUCAAUCACUUUGUGGAUUUGAAUCAUCGCUAGUUUAUUUUCAGUUUAGGUGAUACCUGGUUGAAUCACUGAAUGGCAGAGCACUCUCCCUGAAAUUCAGAAACAGGGAAAAGUACACUGAAAACUUAUACUAUAUUUGAAGAAAGGGAUUUUGGACUUUGGUGAGCAUUGGCUCUUAUGGGUAAAAUAUCAGGAACCACAAGCUUCAUGGUCUAGACUUGGAUGAAACAGUGAGAAGCCCCUAGGGGAGCUAGAGAUCAAGGAGAGAUUCUCUGAUAUUAGCAUCUCUGAUGCCUAGGCUCCUCUUCCUCCAUUGAUGGGUCAUGAGAAUUGACCAGACCUACUAAACCAUCACACAGAAAGAAGAUAUAUAUCUGUUUGAAGAUUCCUGGUAGCCCAAAUGUUCAACUCUGAAAACCUUUCCAACAAAGACCAUGUGUAGAACAUGAAAUUAUAUUAAAAUACUCAAUAAAUGAUUGGUGAGCAAUG